AUGUCGUCGGAGAAGUUCGAAUCUUUCGAAGACGAUUUAAAUUCUGUUUUGGACUCUUUAAAAGAGGCUAUUGAUGACCGAAUAUUGAAAUGUUCUGGAGAGGAAAAGAAAAAUGCUGUUCGAUCAGCUGAGAAUAAAUUGGAAGAAGCAGCUCUCUUGGUACAAGAAAUGGAACAAGAGAGCAAAGCUGCACCUCCGACCUAUCGAAUGCAGAUGAUGAAUCGAUUGAGGAACUAUCGAAAAGAAAUUGAAGGCCUUACUAGAAACUUGAAAAGAAAUGCUUCUGAAACUGAAUUUAAUGCUCAGGUCCAUGAUAAAGAAUUUAGAAUUGAAGCCUCAAACCGACAUAAAUUGAUGUCAGGAAUACAAUCUUUGACUCGGACAUCUGAAAGUAUUGCCAGAUCACAACAGAUUGCUUCUGAAACAGAUGCAAUUGGUACAGACAUCAUUGAAGACCUCAGUCGACAGAGAGAUGUUCUUGACAGAACCAAAGGAAGACUGAUAGAUACAGAUUCAAACCUCAGCAAAAGUCGAAGGAUAAUGCGAACAAUGGCUAGACGGGUAAUGACAGACAAGAUGAUUUUAAUUGCCAUUAUUCUGGUGGAGCUUGGCACUUUGGCUGGACUUGUCUACUGGAAAUUCUUCAGAUUUUUUUUUCAUUAUUCUCUUCUUUCUCUGCCUUAUUUUUCUGCCUUUCCUUUUCAUUCUUUCUCUUCUCACUCAUACUUCUUCUUAAUUCCCUCUCUUAACUUUAUUCUUUCUGUUCUUUCCCUUUGA
This is a messenger RNA of Acanthosepion pharaonis, 777 nucleotides long. Lineage: Eukaryota; Metazoa; Mollusca; Cephalopoda; Sepiida; Sepiidae. The record is from the annotation of a GenBank genome assembly.